Messenger RNA from Episyrphus balteatus (marmalade hoverfly), 2019 nucleotides. RefSeq names its product nose resistant to fluoxetine protein 6-like. The transcript is spliced from 10 exons. NCBI's taxonomy places the organism in Eukaryota, Metazoa, Arthropoda, Insecta, Diptera, Syrphidae. The record is from RefSeq and is a predicted model, not a curated record. Bases 1 to 2010 code for a protein of 669 amino acids. Gene Ontology annotation, molecular function: acyltransferase activity, transferring groups other than amino-acyl groups.
AUGGUGAAUAUGCUUUGUUCACUAAACAUUUUUAUCAUCUUUUUGUUGAUUAGUGGAAUUAAUUCAAUUUUAAUUGUGAAAAAUGUAACAGUUCCUAGUGAUUUUCUUAGAGAAGCAUUUUUAAAUGAAGUUCGAAGUAAUGGCGAAUUUGUUGAAAUUCGAGCAGAAAAUCUGAAUCAAUAUGAUUCGAAAGAGUGUUUUCAAAGUUUGAAAGAGUUGACCAAAGUUGGCAGUUCUCAAGGUGUUCGAUUUUUCGAUUCCUGGGGUAAAAUUCCAUCAGGAAUAAAAAGUUUUAACCUUUAUGAUGUUGGACUUUUUGAUCAGUGCAUUGAAACUUCAGUUCCACUAUCGGAUUUAUCGAUUGAUGAAGUAUCUGGUCAAUUUUGUUUUGCUGAAUUGCCUCUGACCAAUGCAACUUUAAUGAAUGAUGAAGUUAAAAGUUUUUUGAAGGCAAAUAUUGGAAUAUGUGUACCAAAUAGUUGCAGCCCUGAAAUUAUAACUGACAUAUUGAAGAAAUCUUUGCUUACAUCUACAAAUGGAAUUCUUUCGGAUGUUACGGUUACUCAAUGUACAGAUGGAAAGAGGCCACCUUUGAAGGUCAUUCAUGUUAUUGGAAUAAUUGUGUUUUCAAUGGUUCUAGCCUUGAUGGUAGCAAGUACUGGUUAUGAGUUUUAUAUCAAUAAUACUAGCAAACAACCAGUACCAGUUUUACUAGCAUUUUCAGUAUUAACAAAUGGAAGGAAACUAUUUGCCAUCAAUACUACCAAAUCACCAAAUAGUAUUGAUUGUUUAACGGGCUUAAGAGUUUUAUCAAUGCUUUGGAUUAUUGAUCAUCACACUCAUUUGAUUACUAGUUUUGUUCCAGCAAUUAACCAAAUUAUGUAUCAAACAUACACUACUGAUUCAUUAUGGGCAAUGCAUUGUUUGAAUGCAGCCAUUGCUGUCGAUACAUUUUUCUUUAUGGCUGGACUUUUAAUAGCUUGGGCCGGAUUUAGAGAAUUGGAUAAAACAAAUGGCAAAUUGAAUAUUGUCAUGAUGUACGUUCAUCGUUAUAUUCGACUGACGCCUGCCGUAGCCGCUGUAUUAUUGUUCAAUUACAGUUUGAAUGAGUAUUUCUACACAGGGCCUUUCAGAGAGUCGAUGCUUGCGAAAAACAAAUGUGAUAGCAGUAAUUGGUGGCCAAUUCUGCUUUACAUUCAAAAUUAUAUCGUUAAACCAAACAAUUGUUUAGACGAAACUUGGUAUUUAGCUGUUGAUUUUCACCUUUACCUAAUCUCUCCACUUCUGCUGAUCAUGAUGUGGAAAUAUGGCAAGAAAUUCGCAGCGGUUUUAAUAGUUCUUGGCUUGUCUUCAAUUACAUACGUUAUUGCUGCCUUCAUCAAAGAAGGCUUUACUGGUCUUAUUAUAGGAAUGAACAAGGGUGAAUGGACUUUAACUAAUAUUCCAACACACGCCAGAAUUGCAGCUUGGCUAGUUGGAUUUGCGCUGGGUUACUUUAUGCAUGUUAAUCGACAGAAAACAUUCCAAAUGCCAAAGCUUCUUCAAAUAAUCGCAUGGAUUGUCAGUUUUAGUACAAUGUUGUUGAUUGUUUUUGGACCAUACUUUAUUAUGAACGACGAAGGCCGUUCCACCAAUCUUAUAGCUGCAUUAAUUGAAGGCUUUAAACGUGUUUUAUGGGCAACAGCUUUAGCGUGGAUAACAUUUGCAUGUCAUUAUGGUUUUGGAGGUGUUGUGAAUUCAUUCCUUUCACAUCCACUUUGGCAACCAUUGGCACGUUUAUCUUAUUGUUUGUUCUUGAUUCAUAUGACUGUCAUGAGAAUUAACUCGGGAUCAGUUCGAACUCAAAUUUAUGCUUCGGAAUUUGUUUAUAUUCUUAGUUUUUGGAGUGCUUUUGGAAUAUCUUUGUUUUAUGCAAUUUUCUUAUCUUUGGGAUUUGAAGCACCAAUUUUGGUAUUGGAGAAAUUCAUAUUUCAUAAAGAGAAACCCGAUGCUGAAAAGAAGGAAAAAUAAAUUAUGGAG